UCGCACACGCGCUGAUUGGGCACGAGAGGUGAUGAUGUGUCAGAGCGCGCACCUCGCGGCAAAGCUUUCUUUGAAACUCUCAAGAGAUUUGAAACAAACAUCUCACAGACCAAGCAGUCCUUCAUACGCUUCAGUUUCAGUGGCAAAAAAAAUCUGCCUUUUAAACACCGCUGCACAUCUCACCUCUCCAGAGGAGGAACCCUCUCUUUCCACAGAUGAUUUCAAUGAACUUUCAGGUGUUAUAGGAACUUUUUUUUAAACUCUGUGACGCAAAGCAGCAAAUGAACACGAGAAACAUGAUGAAGCAGCCCAUGGAGCACAUCAAGAGACCAAUGAACGCGUUCAUGGUCUGGUCGCGAGGUCAGAGAAGACAGAUGGCACUGGAGAACCCAAAGAUGCACAACUCUGAGAUCAGCAAGAGACUCGGCGCCGAGUGGAAGCUGCUCUCUGAGUCUGAAAAAAGACCUUACAUCGACGAGGCCAAAAGACUACGCGCCCAACACAUGAAAGAGCAUCCAGACUACAAAUAUCGACCGAGACGCAAAACUAAAGGACUGCUGAGAAGAGACACGCUGCUGACUUUACCGCGUCACGGCGAGCAAAAACUUCAAUCCAUCUCAAAUUUGGACAAACCUCGACCCCUUUAUUCAGCUGCGUCCAUGCAACAUCCUUUCAUGGAGCCGAGCCGGCCAACUGUUAGCAGUGCUUUUCAACCUGAAAAACUUGCUUUAACCCCGGGCUCGUUGGCUUUCUCUUCAGCUUUUGUCUAUCAGAGUGGACACCGGUCCUUCGGGAGUCUGGGAUGCUCGGGUCAGUACGCGCACACUCACCUGUCACCUGCAAACCCCGGAUACCUGCUGCCCUGUAACUGUUCGCCCUGGUCUUCUUCCAGUCUCACACCUCCACUUGCCUAUAUAGUGUUUCCAGGUAUGAGCCAGACUGCGGUCAGCUCUACAGCGCUGUGACUCAUUCAUUAAGAUGUCUUCAGUAUCGCGGAAAGUGUUUUUUUUUUUUUUUAAAGAGAAACCGAUAAGUCUUUUCUCAGUUCAAGUUCAAGUGCAGCUAGAAUAAAUGUUGAUUAAAAUACGUUUAACUAUUAUUAUUAAUAACAAUUAUAUCUGUGUUUGUUAUGUACUACGGGAUAUUUGUUUUCACAUUGUUAUAAAGCCCAUUUGCUAAGCUAUUAUUGUAAUAAUGAUAAAUGUUACUGCUCAGAGCCAAAGAUGACUUUUAACACAAUCAAAUGCAAGACACUGAGUUAUGAUUUGAAUAGUCUUUGUAUACUGACAGUUUAUCUUUACUUGAACAUUUGUAUAUAAAUGGAGCGAAUAACUGGUUCAAAGACAUUUUCUACAUGCUAAAUAGCCAAAAACAGCAACAACAGCAACACACACAUUACGAUGUUAGUAAUUUAAUAUGACCUGCUGAUUUGUUUAGUGUCGGCUAUCUGUAGGUAUUUUUAGCAGUGACUACAGCAUGGACAUUUCAAAUAAAACACUUGUUUAUUCAAA
Molecule: messenger RNA, 1511 nt
Organism: Cyprinus carpio (common carp)
Lineage: Eukaryota; Metazoa; Chordata; Actinopteri; Cypriniformes; Cyprinidae
Product: transcription factor Sox-14
Biological process (GO): regulation of DNA-templated transcription; anatomical structure morphogenesis; cell differentiation
Molecular function (GO): DNA-binding transcription factor activity, RNA polymerase II-specific; RNA polymerase II cis-regulatory region sequence-specific DNA binding
Source: RefSeq, a predicted model, not a curated record